GAAAGCAUUCUAUGUUUAUUCAAAACAAGUAGAGAGAAUGAAAGAAUCUUUUGAAAUCGAAACUCAUAUCGCCAAUCAUUUAUUGUUACUUAAAGAAAUGACUGAUGAAGUGUUGAAUACUCUUGAAAAUUAUGUCAAUGAUUUCAUUUUACUACAACAUGGUAUUAUAAGUUAUAGAAUACUUUUUCCAGAACAAUUGCUUCAUGAAUUAUCAAUUAUAUCUUCAAAGUUCACUCUUCCAAUUUCUCUUAAUAUUGAAAAUGUUUAUCUUUAUUAUAAAAUCAUGAAUUUAAAAUCAUUUCUAACAAAAGACUUAUUAAUUAUUGCUUUUGAGAUACCUCUUGCUUCUCUUGAAAAACUUGACAUUUAUCACAUGUUGUCAUUACCUACCCCACACAAAAAUGAUAAUACUUUAUUUUCCUAUAUUGAACCAUCAAAAUCCUUUCUCCUUAUCUCCCAUAUGAGAACUAGUUAUUUGAUGGUCGAUACUUUGGCAAAUUGUGAAGAAUACCAUCCAAAGGAAUGGAUAUGCAAGAAGAUGCCUACCCUCAGAAAGACCGAUGCUGCAUGUGAAGUUCAAUUAAUAUCUGCUGUGAGAAAAUCAAUUCCAAAGUCAUGUAACACAAGAAAUUUAACUGCUGACGCUGAAAUCUGGCAUGAAAUCGAUAACAAUCUAUGGUUAUUUUCUGUUUCUACUCCAACUCAACUAACGGUUAUUUGCGAUGAAGAUCCUUUGAAAAAUGAAGUUAUCAAGCAAAUGGGAACCUUAGAACUUAAUCAAAAUUGUAAAGCCUUCACCAACCAAGUCAAUCUUGAAACCAAUUCUAUUUUGAUGUCUACUAAUUCAAGUUUUGAAAUUCCUUCUACAAAUAUAGUCGACGAUGACUGUUGUGAAAAAUUAAAAGAAAAUAUUACUCUGAACUCCAUACAUUUGGAACCUCUCAAAUUCACACAAAUUAAUCUUCAUGAGUUAAAAUAUGCUCAACACAAACUAAGUGAAUUUGAUGAGCAACUUCAACAACAACUGAAUAAACCCUUUGUAAUCCAACAUUCAUCAUGGCUUCAAACAAUAAUACUUGGCUUGAUCACUCUCAUCAUUGGUUACAACAUUCUAAAAUGGUGUGGUUUCCUUCAAUUCUUAAGAAGAUACCUCUGCUGUACCAAGGAACCCAGAGCAAUCGAAGGAAGUCCAUGUUUCCAGAUAUUCAAUCAAUGCUGUACAACGCCAGUCGAGCAACCAAUUCCAGUCCUCUACGAUGUAGAGUUAGAGCGUCUCAACUACCCUAAACCUUCUACUUCACGUCCUUCUGAAGAUGCCAUCAGCACCGGAUCCCAGUCAAUGAGAAGAUCCAAGAGACUCCAAGGAAUCAAGAUUAAUCCUUUAUAACUUUAUUUUCAGCUUACCUUGAACUUUUGAAAAGAAUCUUGAAUCUUAAUAAUCUCAACAUAUUUUUAUAUUUUAAUAACAUUCUUAAUUUUCAUGAUAAUUAAUGUUUUCAUAUUUAAUAUUUUAAUUCUGGAAAAUGACAUGUUUUCUUAUUUUAUUGACUCAUUUGUUAUUUAUAAUAUUUCUAUAAAUGUACCGAUGUACCAGCUCCAUAACUCAGAUAUUUUUAUGUUUUGUAAGGUGAUCUGUUGCUUCUAGAUUUUUGCUCUUUAUUUAAAAAAUGUAAUCAAAAAUCUUUUUAGGGGGGAGGUGUUGGCAACCCCUAUAACAAUAAGCCUAUUCAUUAUUACUUUCUGCUGACAGCAGCAUUUAUCAUAUCAAUAUAAAAGAAGCAGCACACCGCCAUUAAAUCAGUUCAGAUCUUUCAUACGACGAGUUCAGAUAUUUCACCCGUACAGAUCAGUUCCGAUCUUUCUUUCCAUCAGUUCAUAUCUUAUCUUUCCGCCGAGUAGAUAAUCUAGGUCGUUAAUAAAUAUCGUUCUACAUAAUAUUUCGUAUUCUUCCUUAACGAGUGCAUCUCCUAAAAACCCUAAUAAGUGAAAGUUAAGUGUAACUACAAGUGAACUCAACCCAUCAUCGCAUCUACCCUCAGCAAACCCUUUUCUUCUCAUCUCAUCAAGUUUUACGGAGCUUUCCUUAAUAAAGCUGCCCUGGUGACAGCAAUCCUGCUAUUCUUUCUUCUACAUCGUGCAUUAUUCCAAAGAGGAAUACAACAAUAUAUUCAAAAUAAUCACUGGAAAUAUAAGAAAAAGAUGCUGAAUGAACAUAAUUUCAUCAUUCCAAUAAAAGAGAAAUAACCGUAUAUAUCCCAUAAUAACGACAUUUUCUGAAAUAGGAAAAGUAGUGACUUUCGUCCAGAUCAGAACCUAUCUAAUGCGGAAAUAUCUAAUAUGUUUUUAUUGCAGGAUUGAAUGAUUACAAAUUGUCUCCAAAUUGAACAGGAAACGAAAUGUACUAGGAAGAAAUGAAGAGAGUGACUUUCAUGUUGAGAUGUUGGGAGAAACCUUGAAACUAUGAAUCAUUUAUCAAAAUAGAGUGUUAUAGGCUAAAUGAUUGAAAAAUAAUCGGAAUAUAUUGGUUCCUAUAAUCCUAUUGAAUUCUUAGAAACCUAGAUGAAUCGAAAAAUACUAUGUUAUUCCAGAAAAGCUGUUGAAUCACACCUUUGACGGCCAUGUCUUCUUCACACAAAAGUAUAAGAGACUGUAGCAAUAUUAAAAACUAUAUAAUGUGGUUAUUAUUAUGUACAAUUUGUAUUUUGAUUUCAUAUGCUGUUUCUCUCAAUUGAAAUAAAUAUACAAUCUAACAAGAACAGGUGUUUGUCAUUUUUCAUGAUUCACGAACUGGUAAUUUCAGUAAUAUUGAGUUGUUAUAGGCUAUCUGCAUUAAAUUGAGAAUUGUGAAAUAAUUUUCAAUAAUGAAAAGUUCAUAUUUAGCAAUCCAAAUUUUAAAAUGACCCAAAUCUGUUGAUGUAAUUGAAAUGGAAUAAUCGUUGAUUCAACUUUUUCUUUCCCUUUUUAUCUUCCAUUUCAUUGAAAGGCAGAAAAUUGAAUAAAUGCUUCCAAAUCAUAAUACAUAAAAUAUCUCUCAUUCAAAGAAUCCCAAAUAUUUUUUAUAAUCUACGAACUGAAGA
Messenger RNA from Harmonia axyridis, 3077 nucleotides. RefSeq lists its product as uncharacterized. The record is from RefSeq and is a predicted model, not a curated record. The transcript has 5 exons. Lineage: Eukaryota; Metazoa; Arthropoda; Insecta; Coleoptera; Coccinellidae. Bases 38 to 1387 code for a protein of 449 amino acids.